This is a messenger RNA of Microdochium trichocladiopsis, 839 nucleotides long. Its product is annotated as Fcf2 pre-rRNA processing-domain-containing protein. Gene Ontology annotation, cellular component: nucleolus. Gene Ontology annotation, molecular function: RNA binding. Bases 166 to 657 code for a protein of 163 amino acids. Gene Ontology annotation, biological process: RNA processing. The record is from RefSeq and is a predicted model, not a curated record. The transcript has a single exon. NCBI's taxonomy places the organism in Eukaryota, Fungi, Ascomycota, Sordariomycetes, Xylariales, Microdochiaceae.
GCGCAAGUCCAAGAAGGAAAUGGUGAGUUGCACACCUUCACUUAACCCCUGUUGUCCCUUGCGGCUAUCGUCGCGCACCUACGACAUUCUUUCAUGAUGAAAGUAAUAUCCCAAUUUUAUUGAAGUAGCAGCGGAUCCCGUCAUGGGUGAUGUUGCUACGCCAUAAUGAUAGAUCAAUAUCAUAGUUACUCUGACUGUCAUACCAACCCACCGCUUCUCAAAACUACAAUGGGUUUCUCAGAGCUGUUCUUGCUGACAGGAGACUCCCCACAGGCCGAAUCUACCAAGGCCGACGCUGGCGCCAAAUGGUUCAACAUGCCCAAGACGAACCUCACACCCGAGCUCAAACGCGAGUUGCAGCUCAUCAAGAUGCGUGACACGUUGGACUCGAAACGGUUCUACAAGAAGGAUAGCGCCAGAUCAGCCGUCCCCGAGUACAGCCAGGUCGGCACAAUGAUCGAGGGUCCUACCGAGUACUUCAGCGCGAGAAUGACCAAGAAGGAGCGCAAGCGCACCUUGGUGGACGAGGUCCUCGACCAGGAGAGGGCGACCAAGAAGCUCAAGGCCAAGUACAACGAGAUCCAAACUGCCAAGAUGAGCGGCAAGAAGGGUCACUACAAGAAGAUGAUGCAGAAGAGGUACGGGAACAAGGCCUGAGCUAGGUCCCGAAAAAGACGACGUCGGGGGAGAUGGGCGCGAAAAUCUUCCCUGAGUAAGAGCGUGGACAUGAUUCUCAACCUUUAGUACAGACCUUUUUUUCUCAAGAUACCCCCGAUGAUGCUUGCAUCACACUUCGCUUCAAUUCAAGAACCUUUCCACCAUUUUGCCCCCCCCCCCCC